AUGACUGGAGGGCCCGGAUCGGAGGCCCCAACUGCGCUCAGGCUUGCUGAUAACGUGAGUGUUCGCCACCUGGCCCACACGGGUUACGAUUGGACCACUGUGACGCCCCCGGCCGACGGUCGCCUCAAGGCUGCAGCCAAGCGCGUCACGUUCCCGUCCGACGAGGAUAUCGUGUCCGGAGCGGUGGAGCCCAAAGAUCCAUGGAGACACGCUCAGAACGUGACCGUGGACGAGGUUGUCGGCGCCUACAAGCAGGCCUGCCAGAAGCUGAAUUGCCGGCAGAUCCCCAAGCUCCUCCGGCAGCUCCAGGAGUUCUCGGACCUCGGGCACCGCGUUGACUGUCUGGACCUGAAAGGUGAGAAGCUGGACUACAAGGCCUGCGAGGCCCUGGAGGAGGUCUUCAAGAGGCUGCAGUUUAAGGUCGUGGACCUGGAGCAGACGAACCUGGACGAGGAUGGAGCCUCAGCCCUCUUUGACAUGAUCGAGUACUACGAGUCGGCCACUCACCUCAACAUCUCCUUCAACAAGCACAUUGGCACCCGAGGCUGGCAGGCUGCCGCCCACAUGAUGCGCAAGACGAGCUGCCUGCAGUACCUGGAUGCCCGCAACACGCCCCUGCUGGACCACUCCGCACCCUUCGUGGCCCGCGCCCUGCGCAUCCGCAGCAGCCUGGCCGUGCUGCACCUGGAGAACGCCAGCCUGUCAGGGCGGCCCCUUAUGCUGCUCGCCACAGCCUUGAAGAUGAACAUGAACCUUCGGGAGCUGUACCUGGCUGACAACAAGCUGAACGGCCUUCAGGACUCGGCCCAGCUGGGCAACUUGCUCAAGUUCAACUGCUCCCUGCACACGUUGGACCUGCGCAACAACCAUGUGCUUGACUCAGGUCUGGCCUACAUCUGCGAGGGCCUCAAGGAGCAGCGGAAGGGGCUGGCAACCUUGGUGCUGUGGAACAACCAGCUCACGCACACGGGCAUGGCCUUCCUGGGCAUGACGCUGCCACACACUCAGAGCUUGGAGACGCUGAACCUGGGCCACAACCCCAUCGGGAAUGAGGGUGUGCGCAACCUCAAGAAUGGCCUGAUCAGCAACCGCAGCGUGCUGCGCCUGGGCCUGGCCUCCACCAAGCUCACCUGUGAAGGCGCGGUGGCGGUGGCGGAGUUCAUUGCCGAGAGCCCCCGCCUCCUGAGACUGGACCUGCGGGAGAACGAGAUCAAGACAGGCGGGCUCAUGGCGCUGUCCUUGGCCCUCAAGGUGAACCACUCCCUGCUACGCCUGGACCUGGACCGGGAGCCCAAGAAGGAGGCGGUGAAGAGCUUCAUCGAGACGCAGAAGGCCCUGCUGGCCGAGAUCCAGAACGGCUGCAGGCGCAACUUCGUGCAGGCACGGGAGCGGGAGGAGCAGGAGCAGCGGCUGCAGCUGUCGGCCUCCAUGCCCGAGAUCUCCGUCACCGAGCCCCCGCCUGACGCCGAGCCGGCCACCGAGGCACGGGAGAACGGGGCCCCUGAGCCCGGGCCCGGGCCCGGCCCCGACUCGGACUCGGACUCGGACUCGGAGGACGAGGAGCGCGACGAGGCCGACAGUGACCAGAGCUCCUCCGCCCCCUGCCCCAUCCUGGUGCCCCCGACGGACUCCCCGGACCCUGGGGACAGGACCCCCUCAGGCAGCCCCUCCACCCCCAAGGAGCAGCGCAUUUCUGUGUCCAGCCCUGGCCGGGGCCACAAGGUGUUCGUGGUGACUCGAGUGGAGAGUCCGCCUGAGAGGCCAGCACUGCCCGCCCUCCCCGCCGCCGUCUCCUCACUGUCCCCCCUUUCCCCGCCUGCCUCCCCACCAGCUGAGGCCUACAGCUCCCAGGACCCGGAGGUGGCAGAGCCUCUGCCACAGCCCGAGCCCACUCAGUCAGGGCCGCUCCUGCCCAAUGGCCUCAAGCCCGAGUUCGCCUUGGCCCUGCCUUCUGAGCUGCCCCCAGGGCUUGAGGCCAAAGCGGGCAGCUGUGGCCUGGAGCACGAACUGAGCUGCGCCAAGGAUGAGAGGGAGCUGGAGGAGCUGCUGCUGGAAGCCAGCCAGGAAUCCGGGCCGGAGACACUGUGACACUUUAGUUCCUUUUUUUCCAACCAGUCUUCAAUGAGCUGAAGCCCAAGUCCUGGGACCUGCUGUCUCCCCUCAGCCUUCCUGAGGCCCAGGACGCCAGGGGGGGCCGCACCAGGGACCACCCCCCCUCCACAGCCACACUACGGGGCUGGAGCAGCAGGGCAUGGCCCCAACAUAAGCACUUCUAUUUAUGAAUCCAGCCUCUGAGACUCUGGGCUGGGACGGACAGGAGGACCAGGAGGAGGCA
Echinops telfairi (small Madagascar hedgehog) is the source of this 2335-nucleotide messenger RNA. It is a transcript of the gene PPP1R37, whose product is annotated as protein phosphatase 1 regulatory subunit 37. The record is from RefSeq and is a predicted model, not a curated record. Lineage: Eukaryota; Metazoa; Chordata; Mammalia; Afrosoricida; Tenrecidae. The transcript is spliced from 14 exons. Gene Ontology annotation, molecular function: protein binding. The coding region runs from base 1 to 2088 and encodes 695 amino acids.